AUGGGAAGACAAAAGGAAAAGUUUUGGCGACAUGCUGAGCAACUUGAUAGUUCACAUUUCAAAUGCAAAUUUUGUGAAAAACAAGUUUUUGGAGGGGUCACUCGACUCAAGUAUCAUUUAGCUAAGGUUAGUGGUCAUGAUGUUGCCUCUUGUGAAAAAGUAUCAGAUGAUGUCCAAGCAGAAGCUCUUCUUGCUAUUAAUUCUGAAUCAAGUAGUAAAAAGCGGAAGAGUUAUACCAGUGGUGAGAGUAUAGUUGGUUCUUCUCCUUUGACUCCUUUAACUAUAACUAGUCAAAGGCAGUCCACAAUGGAGGAAAUGAUCCCUAAGAUGGACAAAUCAACUUGGGAGAAAUCUCUUCGUGAUUUUUUUUUUAUUAAAAAUAACAUUUCUUUCAAUGUUGUUCAAUCAGAUGCUUUCAUCAAUUUUGUGAAGUGCACAGCUCAUUAUGGUCCUAGUGUUCCUAUUCCAAGUUAUGGAACCCUUCGUGGAAGAAUAAUUCCUGAAGCAAGAAAGGACCUUGAAAAAUAUGCUGAAAAAGUAAAAUUUUCUUGGAAGCAAAUUGGUUGCAUAUUCAUGUCUGAUUCAUGGACUGACUUGAAGAAGCGGUCUUUUCUUAAUGUUAUUGCUUAUUCCCCAGGUGGUGCUCUCUUUUUGAAGUCAGAGGAGUGUUCUCAUGCUAGAUUGACUGCUUCUUAUAUAUUUGAUAUUCUUGACAGAGAGAUUCAAAGUAUUGGCCCAUAUUUAGUGGUUCAGCUAAUUUCAGACAAUGCAUCCAAUUAUUCAAGUGCACUUGAUAUGCUUAUUGAAAAGUAUCGUUGGUUGUUUAAGACUCGAUGUGCAGCCCAUGGUAUCAAUCUAAUGUUGAAGGAUAUCUAUGAAAAGGUUUUUUGGGUUCAAGAGAUUUUUUAUGAGGCGAAAAGAAUUAUUGACUACUUGUACAAGUCAAUAAUUGUCUUAUGGUUGAUGAGGAGUUUCACAAACAAGGAUCUAAAAUAUCCUUGCAAAACUAGAUUUGCUUCAAACUUUUUAAUGCUUCAGUCAAUUGUUGAAGUGGAAGAGAAGCUUAGACUCCUAGUUGCAUCAGUUAAGUGGAGGAGUCUAAGAAAUUUGAGAUCUUUUGAAGGAGAUCGAGUAGUGAACACGAUUCAAAGGGAGUCAUUUUGGAAUGAUUCAAAAGAGAUUUUGAGAUUUAUGGAACCAAUCAUUCGAGUUCUCCGUUUGGUUGAUAGUGAUGGGGCUACAUCAGGAUAUUUGUAUGAAGCAAUAGAAAGAGCAAGAGAGGUAUUGGAGAAGCUUUAUGAGGAAGACCACCGUGAAAGAUUCAAAAAGAUUCCUCAAAUGAAAGAUGCAACAGAUUUCAUUGGUGAGAUAGUGGUUCCACAAGAUGAGAGGAGAGAAUAUUAUGGACAGCUGGCAGUAUACCACAUGAAGUUUAGCACUCUUUUUACUCCCAGUGCCAAAAUGAUGAUGGAACUAGUCAUCCUCAGCAUUGAGGACGUUGAUAAAGAGCUAGAGAGAUUGUUGGAUGAUGUGGAUGAUAGCAUUGCUGAAGACUUGCUAUUUGGUGCAAGUACUACUUUUACUGAGAACGAGACUCAACCCCCAUAUAGUGUAUAA
This is a messenger RNA of Macadamia integrifolia, 1617 nucleotides long. RefSeq lists its product as uncharacterized. The transcript has 3 exons. Gene Ontology annotation, molecular function: DNA binding. NCBI's taxonomy places the organism in Eukaryota, Viridiplantae, Streptophyta, Magnoliopsida, Proteales, Proteaceae. The record is from RefSeq and is a predicted model, not a curated record. The coding region runs from base 1 to 1617 and encodes 538 amino acids.